AAUAAUGAUGGAUUUUAAUACAGAUGAAUUUUUUUACGGGAUAAACAAGUCUUUGUAUUACAAAACAGAGGAAUAAAAGAAUGAAAUCAAGAAGAUGGACCCAGAAUAUCUCACUCGAACGUAUUUAUUUAAAUUUAUAGAAGGGGAACUGAUUUUGUAUUAUUACCAAAUUCACCUGAAUUCAUAAAUCAUAAUGAACCAUUUGAACCUAUGUAUAUCCCAAAAUAAACUAUUCUGGAAGAGAGUUUAAGAAGAGAAAUUGAAAGAAUCUGUUUUGCAGACACAUUGCUGAAUAAAGUAGUAUUUGACUGUGCUGAUCCUAGUCCUUUUACUAAGGUACCAUUAUCAUGAUUUCCAUAGGACGUUGAUCCAGCAACAUAUGGUUUGGAAGUCUUACCAUAUUAUAUGCCGUAAUCUAAAGAGGAUUCUACAUUAGUUUUUGAAAGUAGAUUUGAAAGUGGGAAUCUCCGAAGAGCCAUAUAAAUGUAACUUAUCAAUUCAAAAUUAUUAAAGUUGUGACUAUGAGUAUAACCUCAUCCUUAAGCCUGACUAUUACACUACAAUGAACACAUAAUGGUUCUAUUUUUCUCUAUCAAAUACAAGAAAGGAUGUGGAGUAUAGAUUCAAUAUUAUUAAUAUGAUGAAGCCCGAUUCAUUAUAUAAUUCUGGAAUGAAACCGUUAAUGUAUUCAGAACAGGGUGCAAAAUAAAAAAGUAAUAAUAAUUUUAAAUAUAUUAAAGAGAUAGGAUGGUUUAGAGAUGGCCAUGAAAUUUGCUAUUAUCAAAACAAUAUGAAGAGAAAGAAUGGAGGGUUCUAUUACACUUUAACAUUCGCAGUUAAAUUUUAAUAUGACUUUGAUUGCAUCUACAUUGCCCAUUGUUAUCCUUACACAUUCACUCAUUUGUGCAGAUAUCUAAAACAGUUGGAAUCUGACCCUGCUAAAAAAAAUAGAGUGAAAAGAAAAUAACUAUGUUAAACUAUUGCUGGAAACAUGUGUGAUUUCUUAAUCAUUGGGGAUUUUAAUAAUGGCAAAGAGAAGAAAGGAAUUGUCAUUACUUCCAGAGUGCACCCAGGUGAAACUAUGGCCAGUUAUGUUAUGGAAUACAUGAUUGAUUUUUUAACAGGUAACACUCAUGAAGCAAGAAUCCUAAGAGAAAAUUUUAUAUUCAAAAUAGUUCCAAUGCUUAACAUUGAUGGAGUUGUGAAUGGAAAUUAUAGAUGUAACUUAGCAGGGGUUGAUUUAAAUCGAUAAUGGAUUGAUCCAAAUAAGAAGUAACACCCUACAAUUUACCACACCAAAUAAUUAGUUAAAAAGACUAAAGAAGAAAGAGACUUAGUACUCUUUUGUGAUAUACAUGGACAUUCAAGAAAGAAGAACAUCUUUAUGUAUGGAUGUUAAGGAAAGGAUCCUAAUAGAAAAGAAUUAGUAUUCCCAAUGCUCAAUCGAAAUAAUUGCAGCGUUUUCUCGUUCAAGGACUGUUGCUUUUUGCUUUAAAAGGAUAGAGAAGGUUCUGCUAGAGUAUUUAUCAUAUUUAAUAUUUAAGAUUGCCUUAUGGAGAGAGCUUUCGAUUAUAAACUGUUAUACUUUGGAGAUGUCAUUCUGCGGAGCUGACUUUGGCAAAUAUGAAUAUUUUCAUUUCAACUUAGAUAUUUACAAAGAAAUUGCACAAUCUUUUUGUUUAUCAAUUAUAGAUUGUUAUGAGCCAGAAUAGAUAAAAGUUAAAUAAGUUAUGGAAGAAAUUGAGUAAAAUAGUCUUAAAAACUAACAAAAGGACGACAAAAAUAAUUCAGGUGAUGAAGGGUCUGAUUACUCUAAUGAUGAUCCAAAAGAAUAAGCUAUGCCUCAAUAAUAAUAAAUUCAACUUUAAAAUAAUGAUUAAUGUAAUGUUUUUAUAUAUCUUCAUUUUUAGAACUAGGGUCAUAAACUAAGAAGUUAAAAAAGAUUCCUUUACUCCCUCCCAAAAAGAAAAAAGGUUAAUGA
Molecule: messenger RNA, 1981 nt
Organism: Paramecium octaurelia
Lineage: Eukaryota; Ciliophora; Oligohymenophorea; Peniculida; Parameciidae
Source: the annotation of a GenBank genome assembly